Molecule: messenger RNA, 2035 nt
Organism: Clupea harengus (Atlantic herring)
Lineage: Eukaryota; Metazoa; Chordata; Actinopteri; Clupeiformes; Clupeidae
Gene: ccna2
Product: cyclin A2
Biological process (GO): mitotic cell cycle phase transition
Molecular function (GO): cyclin-dependent protein serine/threonine kinase regulator activity
Source: RefSeq, a predicted model, not a curated record
ACACUAUCGGCACGGUCUGAAAAGAAACAAGGCAGGAUAGGUGAAGAAUCUUGUCUUAGGCACACGGUCUAAUGGUGGUCCUUUCCUUUGUUAUAGCCUGAUUUGUUACAGCAUGGAGUUUUUCCUUUAAUCGACUGGCUUUGGGUGAUUCAUUUUUAUUUGUUGCUAGUCUGCAAGAUUUUUCUGUGGUUUGCUGCUAGCUAGCUGGCUAGCGACGUCGUUUACCACAUUGUGAGUCCUUGGUCGAGUCUUGCCUGACUUUGGUUUUCUAAAUUGGUUACAUGAACGUCACAAUUGGUAUAUCUUGUAACAAAACAAGUGCACUAGUUUCUUGUUUUAUUUUGAAACUUUACACAUUAGCAACACAUUCUUCAGACCAGCUUGGUUAGCCACUGUCCGCAAGAAAAUGUCAGUCUUCACUCAAGGAAGCGCGCUUCAUGAUUCCGAGAGGGAGCAUCAGAAUCAAGAGAACAUGCUGUCCAGGCUACGGGCUUCCAAAGGCAGAUCGGAAAAUCAAGAAAAUGCCAUUCCUAAACCAGCCAACAGAACUGUUUUGGGAGCCUUGGAGAACAAUCCACGCAAACUGCAGACUCAGCGCGGCUUGAAACAGGGAUUAAACCAAGGACUGUCCUGCAAAUCGGAAGACUAUGGCAAGAGUUGUGUGGAAAAGCUGCCCUCAAAACAACCGGCUUUCCAGAUCCACAUGGAUGAGCCUGAUGGUGCCUGCGCCAAGAAACAAGUAUCUUCCAAACGCAGCCCCGUGGAUGCUUCUGCCUUAACACUAAACCCAACUGUAACACGUCUGAGGCAGCCCCUUUCCACUAUUGAGCUGCCUAUGGAUGUCAGCUUUGAGUCUCCUAUGGACAUGUCUGUUGUUGAAGAAGAGAAGCCACCCUGUGUAAAUGAAGUCUCUGAGUAUGCUGCAGAAAUACACACACAUCUGAGGGAAAUGGAGGUGAAGUGCAAACCAAAAGCUGGGUACAUGAAGAAGCAGCCGGACAUCACAAACAGCAUGCGGGCCAUCCUGGUGGACUGGCUCGUUGAGGUUGGCGAGGAGUACAAGCUUCAGAACGAGACACUGUAUCUGGCCGUGAACUACAUUGACCGUUUCCUGUCCUCAAUGUCUGUGUUGAGAGGAAAGCUGCAGCUGGUUGGCACGGCUGCUAUGCUGCUGGCUUCGAAAUUUGAGGAGAUCUACCCCCCAGAGGUGGCAGAAUUUGUUUACAUCACCGACGACACCUACACGAAAAAACAAGUGUUGAGGAUGGAGCAUCUGAUUCUGAAGGUGUUGUCUUUUGAUCUGUCUGCCCCCACAAUCAACCAGUUUCUCACCCAGUGUUUUCUGCACCAGCCAGUCAACAAACGGGUAGAGAGUUUGUCAAUGUUUCUUGGUGAGUUGAGCCUGGUGGACUCGGACCCUUUCCUGAAGUAUCUCCCCUCUCAAACGGCCGCUUCUGCAUACAUUUUGGCCAAUCACACAGUCACAGGUGGAUCUUGGUCCAAGACACUGGUUGAGGCCACUGGAUACUCUUUAGAAGACUUGAUGCCAUGCGUGCUGGAUCUGCAUCAGAUCUACCUCAAUGCAGCCACACAUGCACAGCAGUCUGUGAAGGAAAAGUACAAGACCUCAAAGUACCAUGAAGUCUCCCUCAUUGAACCCCCAGAGAAGCUGCAGUUGGAAUAAUUUCAAUCCAGGACUUAUAAUUAUUUUGAGUACACAUUUAUUUUUGUACUAAAUGUUGCAUAUUCCCAGGAUUUCACAAUAACUGAAACCAUAGCCUUGAUUACUUGGGUAUGUGGUGAGAUUAGUGCUUUUAAUGUACAUUUUUUUUAUAUAGCAGUCCUUUAGGACUGCUUUUAAUGCCUGAUUUAACCAACCAGAAACUCGUAUGUAGUUAAUCAAGCUGUGGUUUUAAAUGUUUUUGUAUGUCCCCACUUUUUUCAAGGCAUUCUCUGGACUAUUUAAACUGCCUCAGAUUUUUUCAUGUUUUUGAAAUGCCACCUGUAAUUAAAUGCCCAGAUUUUUACAUCUAAA